AUGGGUGUGGAAGUGAGAAUAAUCUGCAGAUUCGAUGCAGCUUCGUCGAGAACUAGAGAGAUGAUAACGUUCUCUGCAAAUCGAACCACGAACGAGCUUGGACUCUACAAGCUAGAUAUAACGUCAGUGGAAGACGUUGCUUGUGCUGCAGAAGCAGAGAAAGACUUUGUUUAUACAGUUUAA
This is a messenger RNA of Thlaspi arvense, 183 nucleotides long. The record is from the annotation of a GenBank genome assembly. NCBI's taxonomy places the organism in Eukaryota, Viridiplantae, Streptophyta, Magnoliopsida, Brassicales, Brassicaceae.